AUGAGUACCACCAUCCCCCUCUAUCCCAUCACCCCUGACUUCUCCAUCUUCAUGCUUGGUCCACCCCCAACCAUCUACACCACUCCCUCCCUCACGGUCAACCUCGUCUGCCGCAUCUUCUUCGGCAUCCUCGCCAACCUCAUCUGCCUCAUCCCCCUUCAACUGCUCUACCGCAACGGAGAAUUCGCCGCCGUCGUCUUCAUCCUCAACAUGGAGUUGGAGAACCUGCGCAACAUCGUCAAUGCUCUCAUCUGGCGCAACGACGAUGUGGAAUCGUGGUGGCCAGGUUACGGUUUGUGUGACGUCGACGGCCACCUGCACAACUUUUGUAUCAGUCUCUACGCCACAUGCCUGCUGGCCAUCAUGCGGAACCUGGCCAUCCAGGUCGGUAGUCUGAGAGCCAACCCUCCCUCUCGCAGGGAGAAACGAAGACGCAACAUCAUCCAGGCUCUCAUCAUAUUCCCAUUGCCGCUGGUGCAGGUUGCCUGGACGUAUCCUCUUGCACAGCAGCGAUAUUACGUCGGCACCUUGGUUGGGUGUUUCUGGCCGAAUGCUUCUGCCUGGCCUACUAUCGUCUUCGAAAUUCUCCCACAGGCAAUUGUGUCUGUUAUCACUGCCGGCUAUGCGGUCUUCAUUUACAUACGCUUCCGCCAGAUCACAAAGUCAACUCAAUCUGCCCUCUCCAGCAACCCCCUUGCUCACGUCCGCAACCAACGAGCCCGCCGCCGUCUCUAUCUCAUGGUCAUCUCCAUUCUUAUACCCUUCCUUCCUGUCAUCCUCGCGCUGGCAGCCAUCAACAUUGUCAAUACUUUGCCAUUAGAGCCUUUCGACUUCAAAGCCAUCCAUAGUAAUGAUCGAUCGGUCCCCUGGAACACUAUUAUGUAUAUACCCAGCAGCCAGAUAGGAUGGAUGUUUACGAACAUCUGCUACGUACCCAUCGUAACAGCGAUACCGGUAUUCGUCUUCUUCGGCAUGACCAAAGACGCCAUGAACUGCUAUCGAGUUAUUCUCUUCAACACGGCAUCAACAAGAUCCUCCAGAAAGAAUCCAGCCUCCUCGGGCGUCCUCUCAAACAUUUUGUCCAACCAAACCACAUCGUCAGCUCUCCAACAACCUCUUCCCACGGCAUCCCUCCCCAUACACAACCAAGACGUCCCCAUUCAAUUGCCUCAGCCAAAUCCAUUUCUCUUCCGCACCCGCCUCAACUUCUCUCUUCCAUUCAGUCUUUCGCUCUUCAAGGUUCCAGAGACAAAGACAUCUUCAACUCCACUGGAACCACUCAGUUAUCAACCCACUCACCAAUCCGCCUGGUCAGACGAGGAAGCCAAGCUCUUUGUCCCUUCUUCAGCUUCUGCUUCGGACGAUAGAGGUAACGAAAACGAUCAUCUUGCCAUCACGGCUCUUCCACCAGUGCUAGUACUCGACUCUACACUGGACCGGUCCAAUAGCGAAAGGAAACAUUAG
Trichoderma breve is the source of this 1464-nucleotide messenger RNA. RefSeq names its product pheromone A receptor domain-containing protein. NCBI's taxonomy places the organism in Eukaryota, Fungi, Ascomycota, Sordariomycetes, Hypocreales, Hypocreaceae. Gene Ontology annotation, molecular function: mating-type factor pheromone receptor activity. The transcript has 4 exons. Gene Ontology annotation, cellular component: membrane. Gene Ontology annotation, biological process: G protein-coupled receptor signaling pathway. Bases 1 to 1464 code for a protein of 487 amino acids. The record is from RefSeq and is a predicted model, not a curated record.